UCAAGGGCCAAGGCCUGGGCCCUGGACUCUGACCGCCCGGGCAGAGAAAUAAAAGCCGGCUGCAGGCAGGGCUCUCUCUUUCAGAGGCGAAGGGAGAAGCGGGCGCCAUGGCGGCAGCGAAGGGAGCCGAGGAGGCGGCGGCGAAGAACCUGUCUGUGGUGGUGCACAAACCGGGGGACCUGCGUCUGGAAAACCGACCAAUCCCUGAACCAGGACCUAAUGAGGUGCUUUUGAGAAUGCAUUCUGUUGGGAUCUGUGGUUCUGAUGUCCACUAUUGGCAGCAUGGACGAAUUGGAGAUUUCAUUGUGAAGAACCCAAUGGUAUUAGGUCAUGAGGCUUCUGGAACAGUAGUCAAGGUGGGAUCUGCAGUAACCAAAUUAAAAAAAGGUGACAGAGUGGCUGUUGAGCCUGGGGUUCCCCGAGAAACAGACGAAUUCUGCAAAAUUGGGCGUUACAACCUCUCUCCAACCAUCUUCUUCUGUGCAACUCCUCCUGAUGAUGGAAACUUGUGUCGCUAUUACAAGCAUGAUGCAAACUUUUGCUAUAAGCUUCCAGAUAAUGUUUCAUUUGAGGAAGGUGCCCUCAUUGAACCCCUUUCUGUGGGGAUCCAUGCUUGCAGAAGGGCUGGAGUGACUCUUGGGAGCAAAGUAUUCAUUUGUGGUGCUGGGCCUAUUGGGCUUGUGACUUUGCUUAUCUCUAAGGUAAUGGGGGCUUCACAAGUUAUUAUAAGUGAUUUAUCUGCCCCUCGUCUUGAAAAGGCUAAGGAAAUUGGGGCUGAUUUCACCAUCCAAAUAAAGAGUGAGAACCCUGAGCAAGUGGCCCAGGCUGUCAAAAAUACACUUGGUUGCAUGCCUGACAUCACCAUAGAGUGCACUGGGGUCCAGGACUGUAUCCAGACUGGAAUAUAUGCAACCCGUUCUGGUGGGACUGUGGUUUUGGUGGGUCUUGGGCCUGAGAUGGUGACAGUGCCCAUUGUGAAUGCUGCUGUGCGGGAAGUGGAUAUCCGUGGGAUAUUUCGAUACUGCAAUACGUGGCCAAUGGCGAUUGCUAUGCUUGCAUCAAAAAAAGUGAAUGUCCAGCCAUUGGUGACCCAUCGAUUUCCUUUGGAAAAGGCUCUGGAUGCUUUUGAAACAACCAAAAAAGGCAUUGGGAUAAAAAUCAUGCUGAAAUGUGAUCCUAAUGAUCAGAAUCCAUAAAAACCCCAACAACUUCCAAAACAAAACAGAAUGCUACAUCCUACUGCUAGUGAGGGUGGAAUACUUAGCAAAGAUUGGCUGAGGACUUAAAGAGCCUUAAAAUGAAAAAAUGAAAUAAAUGUUAAAACAGAAUUCUGUGAAACAUUAAAUUAAUGGUUUGUAGCCUUUUUGAUUCACAGCCCUCUUUGAGAAUCUGAUAAGUUAUAGACCCUUUCCCCAUAAAAAUGAGCUAGACACACAUUUUAAGAUAACAAAAAGGAAACUGAAGUGGAAAAAUGUGUCUGGUUCAGGGAUUCCGUGUCUUUUCUGGAAUUCUGGUUAUGAUUAUAUUGUGGAAGAGGGUUCUUGCUCAGUCUAGUUUUCUGUGCAUGUGGACAUUUUGUAUGGGGGGGAGCAUUCAGACAUAAAGUCCCCACUCAGAAACAGUUUAGCCCUGCAAAAUCUUUACUGCACAGCUAUACUGAUCGUGCAUUUUUGCCACUUGGGUUUUACCCCACUGAUAAUUUGCCUUACACAUACUGAUACAAACACAGACACACACACCACAGAGUGGCAAUUUUGGAACAAUUUUACACAAUAAGUAUUUCGUAUGCAGUGAGAACUAACUUUUUAGAAUCAAUUGAAAUCUAGCUGAAGGUCCAGCUUCCCCAACCCAGCAUUAUCCAACAGUCUUUGACUGUAUAAAUAUAAUAAUAAUAAUAAUAAUAAUAAUAAUAAUAAUAAUAAUAAUAAUAAUUUGUUCACCCCAAAUGUCUCCCCUGCUUCUGCCCAUUUUAAAUUUUAAACUUAUCUAUUUUAAUCCUAUAUAUUUUAAAUGUUUAAUUAUUUUAAACUGUAUUUGAUGUGGGUAUUAAGGUAAGGGGAUGAAAUUCUAAUUGCGUUAUGUAUUUGUUAAUGUAUUUUUGUAAACUGCCUUGAUCCUUUGGAAAGGCGGUAUAUACAUAAUAAUAAUGAUAAUGAUGAUGAUAGUCCCCCUCAUUUUGAGAAACCAUGUGGGAUUUGUAGCCCAACACUCAAAAGUGGACUACAGCUGUGCCAUCCUCUGCCAGCACAGUGGUUGGCCAUUGCUGGUUGUGGAUGAUGGGAGUCACAGUUGUGAACACACCUUAAAGGUACCAGAUUGAGAGGCAAUUGUCAUCCAUAACAGUUGUUUCAAUCUAUUUUCUGUGUUGUUUUUACAAGGGUUUUCUGUAACAAAUGUCCAUUGUGUGAAGGGAAUAGGGUUUUUGCUUGCUGAAAUCUGGACUACAAAAAUAUUAUCCUCUUCCAUAUUGUUCCUUUUAAAAAAAUAUGUUCAUUUUUUAAGAAAGGCAAAUGUCUGAAUAUGCCUAUUUCAGUCAUAGACUAUACAUUUAUAAGUGAUGCCUUUGGGUGUAUUUCAUGUUGCAAUUCCAUCAAAGGUAGAUAGCUCCUGGAGCAUUAUGAGAUGUGUGUGUCUUCAACUGUUCAUUACCAAUCAUUGAUUUUAAAAUGCUGGGACUCUACUUGUUCUGGUGCCAGUUGCUUUCUUAUGGAAAUGAAACAGGGAAUCUUUGGUUCUGUUGCACUGUGUACAAAUCCCUUGCAAUUAUAGUCACUGUGCUUGAAUGUUAUGCUUUUGAGCCCUGUGGGGAUAACCUAAGUCGGUGCCUUCCCAUGACUACUGCAGCAAGAGCCACUUCCUCCUCACAUUAUAGCCCUGAAGGGCAUGUUGGCAUGCCUCAGCAAGCAGCUAGCUUAAGAUGUGGACUGUAAUUUUGAAAUGCAAAAUUGGUAAAGGGGAUGACUGACUCCCAAAUCCUAGAUCUUCUACAAAGGCCUAGGACAGAAACCACUAACAAUAUAUUUUACUCACAGAGUCAUGUUAUACUGAUUUUGCCUUUCACUCAUCUAGCACUGUUCACAGAUGUAGUCUAAGCCAUCACAAGAAAUCAGAUUCAGAUACUGCCUGUCAGGGGAGUCUGAGGUAUUGCAUGGUUUGACUAUUCUGAAUACUGGGUAUGCUUUGAUUGGGAUUUCCUGCAUGGCAGGGGGUUGGACUGGAUGGCCCUUGUGGUAUCUUCCAACUCUGAUUCUAUGAGUCUAUUAUUUUGAUUUUGAAGAAAUGUUGUUUUGUUUCAAACUCAGGGUACCAUGCAAAUAAAGGAGUUCUGUUGA
Messenger RNA from Sceloporus undulatus (fence lizard), 3332 nucleotides. It is a transcript of the gene SORD, whose product is annotated as sorbitol dehydrogenase. Lineage: Eukaryota; Metazoa; Chordata; Lepidosauria; Squamata; Phrynosomatidae. The record is from RefSeq and is a predicted model, not a curated record. The transcript is spliced from 9 exons. Gene Ontology annotation, molecular function: L-iditol 2-dehydrogenase (NAD+) activity; zinc ion binding. Gene Ontology annotation, biological process: D-sorbitol catabolic process. The coding region runs from base 108 to 1196 and encodes 362 amino acids.